AUGCUCUUCUUGAUCUCACAGCUGAUUAGGGAGAAGCUGAAGCCCGGUGUUAGCUACUGCUGCUGGAAUCCAUGGUGCUGGCGGAAGACGUCGAAAGGGUCCAUUCUGUCGGUGCACAUCGCCAAGGAGGCCGGUCAGCUGGUCUUCUUCGUGAACAGCCCGUGGUGUCCCAAGCGCAGCAGCGGGAAAGAUGCCGGACUAUGGCAGCUGCUCUCCAAGGCGCCGCGGUACGACUCGCCGUUCGCCAACAACAGCCUCAUGGACCGCCUGCUGGGCGAGAUCAUGGCGCUCGAGGACUCCUUCUGCAGGACUCCGAGAUUAGGAAGUGGCAGCAGUGGUGGCGGAGGAGGCAGCAUCGGCGGCAUAGGCAGCAGCAGUGGGCGGCACAGGAGGGUGAAGUGGAGGUCGCUGGACGCCUUUGUGCGCCGCCUGCACGCCAGGCGCAGGGCGCUCUCACAUCUGCACCCACCGCCGCACGGCCUCUGCGGCUGCGUCACCCUUGAAGUCAGCUGGAGCGAUGUGCGCGGCCUCCGAUACGAGAAUGAACUGCAGGCGGAAGCCAAUCUGGCGAUGGAGGUCACACGAGUGGUGAAGCGCGAGUAUGACUCGUUUGACCACGCCGUGCACUCACAUGCCCUGCGCCUCUACCCCGCCACGCCCUCCCAUGGAGCCACACCGUUGCCUGGGAACACUCCCCUGCAGGGGACCAACGCCUCCCACGCCUCUGUGCCUGCUGCCAGUUCACGUGUCUCCACUGGUCUGUGGAUGGGCGGGAGGACGUUCAGUGGGAAUCGGGCAGGACCAAAGUCUCCCCUUGGGGCUGCUGCUGCUGCUGCUGCCUGUGGCGGCGCUGGUGCUGCUGCUGGGAGUUUUGGAGCAGUGUACAGCACUCCUGCUAGCAGUUUCGCUGGAAGCAGCAGACUAGCUGCUGCUGCUGCUGCUGCUGCUGAUGCUGCUGCUGCUGCUAUUGCUGAUGCUGGUGAUUCUGCCCAUGCUGGUGCAGCUCGUGCUGCUCCUUCCGGCGUUGAUGCUGCUUGUGGCAGUGGCUUGUGGAGCAGGCAGGGCCAGAUGUGCAUCACCAGCCCCUUUGGCAGUCCGAGAGAAGCCUUUGGGAGCUCUCAAAAGCUAGCCAGAAAAGCGCUCUUUCACGAACCGCGGGCUCCGUGCUCUCCGCUGUGCAGCCCUCCACACCAAGAGCAGCAGCAGCAACGCCAGCAGCAGGCAGGCACAAGCCAGUCCAGUUCGGACCUGAACGCAUGGAUGAGCGACUCCAGUGAGAGGUUUUCAGAGGGGUGCAGUGAGGUGGGCUUGCUAGACGCUGAUUUUGUUUUCCACGCCCAAUCAGAGGGUGAGUGCUGUGAUGAUAGCAGAAGCCGGGAGGUGACGAAUGGUGGAAAUCCGGCAGAGGAGAGGAUGCCGAAGGGAAUGGUGCUUGGAAACGCACCUGCUUGGUUGUUAGAGAAUGGGAGUGGUGGUGCCGCUGAUGAGAGGGAGUCCUUUUUGAGUGGGGAGCCUAGCUAUGCAUCCUGCUGGGAACAUGAGUUUCCACUGUACAGCGAGAGUCGAUCCAGUGUACAUGAUGACGUGGAAGCAGAUGGCGUGGAAUCAAGUGCAUGUGAUUAUAUUGAUGCAGAGCCACGUCAUACCUCAGAAAGCUGGGAGGAGGUGGAGGCAAAGUCACCACCCAAUGUACAUGAUGAUAUAGAGGCAGAUGGGGUGGAAUUGAGUGCGUGUGAUUUUAUCGAUGCAGAGCCACAUCACAGCCCAGAAUGCUGGGAGGACGUGGAGGCGGAGUCACAGCCCAGUGGAGAUGACGACGUGGAAGUGGUAGGGAUGGUAUCUAGUUGUAUGCGUGGAGAGAUGGAAGCAGUUGGGGUGGCAUCCAGUGUACAUGAUGACGUGGAAGCAGACGGGAUGGCAUCGAGUGUCUAUGAUGACGUGGACCAGGAUGAGGUAGUGUCGAGUGUGUAUGAAGGGACGGAGGAAGAGGCGUGGGAUAGUCCAGAGGGCUGGGAGGAGGUGGAGGCAGAAUUUUUACAGACUCUUUGUGAUGGCAGGGGCGCAGAUGGGGAAGUGUCGAGCGAGUUUCACGAGAUGGAAGCAUAUCCAAUGGAAGCAGGGUCAGCAGAAGCAGAUUCAGCACGGACUGUGCAUGGCGGUGUGGAGCAAGGGCUACCCCACCUCCCAUCCCCCCACCAAACCCGCACCCCUCCCACUCACCUCACCUACCCCUCCACCCUCCUAUCCUCUCCGAAACCCCUCCUCCCAGCCCUUCGCGCCCCUCCCACCACCAUCACCUACCCAGACACCCUCCUCCUCUUCCGCUUCACCCACCCGCAUCUCCCCGCCGCCCUCGCUGACGUCAUCACCACAGACCAGCGCCUGCUCCACCAAUUAGAAUCCGGCCUGCCUGCGUGGGCCGUUUUCCUCCAAUCCUGCGCCGGCCUCUCGGCCCUCUACCGCCCCUGGAUGCGUCCUCUCGUCGCGUACGCGUGCUUUAUAGUCUCCCUCGUUACAGUCCUCAUUGGAUUCUACGACCUGUAUAAGAACAUCCCGGUGCUACAGGAAAUGCUGGCGCGGAUGCUGGGGCCGAUAUGGUCAGUUGUAGGCACAUGGGACAUGGGAACAAGACUAAGAUACCUGGGAACGAUUCUCUUUCUGCAGAACUGGGAACGGGCAUUCAAGUGGCUAUCCUCCUCCUGGAAAGUCAUCUCGCAUGGGCUUUCCCUUCUCUCCUACCUCCUCUCUCUCCUCCUCCGUCCCUUCCAGCACCCCUGCUCGCUCCUCUCACACGCCUUCCUCCUCUGCCUCUCCAAACUCCUCUCCACCGCAUGGAACCUCGUAUCUGCCCUCAGGAAGCUGGUUACCAGCAGCGGCCGGUUCCUCAGCUACACCAUGCGUCCCCUGUGGCUGCUGGGGCAGCACACACUUGUCCCCCAACGGCUUGCUGCUGUAUCGGCUCCUCGCGCAAGCAUGCAGCAGCAGCGUGUGGAGAGUGUCUCAGCUGCUGUCUGCUCAGCUGUCGUUUGUGUAUACUCAAGCUGUGCUGCUGGGCCGGCUGCUUGGGAUGCUCCUUCACCCGCUGCUGCUCCUUGCUCGUACCCUCUGGGCCGUAGUGUAUCAUUUUCCCUGCUCUCAUGCACCUACCUCUGCCCUCUCAUCUCUCUCUCGUGUCUCAAUCCUACCAUUUCUCACACUUACGCUGCACAUUCUCACAUCCUCAUCUUUCACUCCUUCUGUCCCGCCAUCUCUCCCUCCGUCUCACCCACCAUGUCUCCCCACCGUUCUCCAGGUCGAGCCAUCAUCCUGCCCCUAGUCCAGUUCAUCCACCUCCUCCUCACGCCUCUCCUCUCCGCCCUCCUCUCUCUCCUCAAGCUCCCCCUCCAGCUGCUCCGUCUGCUGCUGCAAAUCUCCUCCUUCCUCUACUCCACCUUUUCUCACUCAUUCUCGAACUCCCUCUCCCUCUCCCUCGCCUCCUCCCUCAAAGCCCUCUCCCUUCACUUGACACACCUCUCCAACACCCUCUUGCUUCACCUUGUGUACCUUUCCAAGACCCUCGUGCAACCAAUCACAUACUCCAUAAAAGCCCUCUCUUUCACCUUCGCUUACGGAUUUAAAUCUGUGGCUAAUACUUUCUCCUAUAUCUCCAAGGCUGUUACCUCUUCCCUGCGAUUGGUCGGAGGGGCUCGAAAGCUAGGCUCGGCGACCAAGGCUGUGGGACAGCAGAUCUCUGCUGCAGGUUCGGCAGUUGGGCAGGUUUCCGCAGCUGCAGGUUCAGCGGUGGCUCGGUCGCCGUCCUCCUCUCUGCUGCAGCUGUGGCAUAACCUCUUCCAGAAGGUGGGGUUACCAGAGACAUUGUUCCGAGCCUUCAUGUGGAUCUUCAAGGGCGUGGGCUCCUUCGUAGCUGCUGCUAACAGACACCGCCUCAGCACGAGGCACUAUGUGCUGUCCCAGGCGCGCAGGCUGCAAGCUCGGUCUCUCCAAGCUGCUCAGCACGCCCAGUCAACAGUGCUCAAGUAUGGUCGCAAGCUGCUUGCUCCCCCUCGCAUUACGACCGCUCCUCCAGAGAUUCUAGUUGCUGCUCGACCAGGGGAGACUGCACGAGUGGGGAAUCGUGAGGAGGAGGGGGGGCAGGGGGGAAGGGGAGGGGGAGUCUCAGGGGUUGUCGUCACUCGUGAAGGGGCUGAGGAGGAGCAGCAGGGGGGAAGAAGAGGGGGAGUCCCAGGGGUUGCUGUCAAUCAUGACGUGGCUGAGGAGGAGUUCUGGGAUGCCCCAGAGAGCAUCAUCGAUGGGGGACCUGAGGAGGGUUGUGAAGAGGAUUCUGAUUCCGAAUGGGACAAGUUUGAGGAGGGAAGUGACUUUGAGGAUAAGGGUGAUGAGGAGGAUGAUGAGGAUACAAAGGUUUCAGGAGAUCACCAGGACGAGGAGGAGGACGAGGAGGGGGAGGAGGAGGAGGGGGGGGGAGGAGGAGGGGGUGUUUGA
This is a messenger RNA of Closterium sp. NIES-65, 4482 nucleotides long. The record is from the annotation of a GenBank genome assembly. NCBI's taxonomy places the organism in Eukaryota, Viridiplantae, Streptophyta, Zygnematophyceae, Desmidiales, Closteriaceae.